Messenger RNA from Rangifer tarandus platyrhynchus (Svalbard reindeer), 333 nucleotides. NCBI's taxonomy places the organism in Eukaryota, Metazoa, Chordata, Mammalia, Artiodactyla, Cervidae. The record is from the annotation of a GenBank genome assembly.
AUGAGGAUGAGGCUCUGGACACCCAGAAACUCAAAAGGCUUUGCCCAAGUCCACUUCUGUGCACUCGCCAUUGCUGCCGUAACGAACUUAAUGGCAUUAAACAACACACAUUUUUACAGUGCUGGAGGUCAGAAAUCUAAAAGUCAAGGUGUCCGCAGGUCCACAUUCUUUCUGGAGGCUUCAAGAGAGAGUCUGUUUCUUUGCCUUUUCCAGCUUCUAAAGGCCAGCUGCACUCCUUGGCUUGUGGCCCCCUCCUCCAUCCUCAAUGCCUGCAGAGUAGCAUCUUCCAAUCACACAUCUUUCCUCACUCUAACUCCUGCCUCCCUCUUCUAA